Culex quinquefasciatus (southern house mosquito) is the source of this 1307-nucleotide messenger RNA. Its product is annotated as probable serine hydrolase. The coding region runs from base 173 to 1240 and encodes 355 amino acids. The transcript has a single exon. The record is from RefSeq and is a predicted model, not a curated record. NCBI's taxonomy places the organism in Eukaryota, Metazoa, Arthropoda, Insecta, Diptera, Culicidae.
CUAAGCAAUGUUAAUUACUGUGUAGUUAGCGCCAAGAACAGGUUGAUCGUACAAAGCUAAUCGAUUCAGAAUUUGCUGCACUACUUCCACCUUAGAUGCUGCGUAUUCCGAUCAAUUGUGAUCAAGCCUUUAUCCGGUCAAGUUGACUAUUCGCGCGCACUUGGUCGUAACUAUGUUACGCGCGAUAUCGGUUCUUCAUAAGUCGUUAAAUCCUGUUACUCCGUUGAAGCAAAGAACUUUUAGCGUUCAAAACAUGAUCAAAUCACCACAAACUGUAGAAGUUCGCAUCCCUGUGCCCUGUGGAACGAUCGCGGCCAAAUGGUGGGGACCAAAGGACGUUCGACCGAUCGUGUCCGUCCACGGCUGGCAAGAUAAUUCCGGAACCUUCGAUCGACUGAUCCCGUUGCUACCCGAUCACAUGAGCUUCCUCGCGAUCGAUCUUCCUGGUCAUGGACUGUCGUCACGGUACCAGGCUGGAACGGCCUAUCAUACGGUGGAUAAUGUGCACGUGCUGGAAAGUAUACGACAACGGUACAAUUGGGAUCAGAUUUCGCUGCUGGGUCAUUCUCGAGGUGCGGUCAUCAACUAUGCAUACUCGGCAUUCUUCCCGGACAAGGUCAACCUGAAUGUGGCUAUUGAUCCUAUAAAACCCUUCAUUGGCUACCCGGCGGAAGUGGCGAUUCGGAUGGCAAAGAGAAUCCCCAAAUUUUUAGAAGCCGAUGCUUACAAUGCCCAAAGUACGGAACCUCCAAGCUACACCUAUGAAGCAUUGAUCGAACAUCUUCACAUCGGAACGGGCAAAUCGGUCUCCAAAGAAGCCGCUCCAUACCUUCUGAAGCGAAACAUGGCGGAAUCCAAGUUACAUCCGGGAAAGUACUACUUCACCCGGGACAACCGCCUCAAGCACCUCUUCCAAGUCGGUCUGGGUUGGAGUCCGGAGGUGUGUCUGGAACUGGCCAAGCGGCUCACGAUGCCGCAUUUGUGCUUCAAGAUGAACCGUUCGGACGACUGGGUGUACUAUGGAGGGGACUUUUACCGGGAAUAUUUCAAAGUAGUCGGAAGUGGUAAUGCCGACUUUGAGGGACACUUUCUGGACGGAUCACAUCAUGUGCACCUCAGUGAACCGGAAAAAGUUGCUCCAAUGAUUGCACGGUUCUUGGAAAAGCACUGGAAGAAGCUGCCGACUAGCGAGAUCGUAGGAGAGAAUUCUAAGGAAAUUGUAAUACCAGCUUUUAUAUAAAAAAAAGUUUGUUUUGGUGAGUUUUUUUUAAUACUUUUUGAAUAAAAUAAAGCUCUAACGUAAGAUA